Cyclocybe aegerita is the source of this 660-nucleotide messenger RNA. Lineage: Eukaryota; Fungi; Basidiomycota; Agaricomycetes; Agaricales; Hemipholiotaceae. The record is from the annotation of a GenBank genome assembly.
AAUGACCACACAUCCACGCCUUGCACCUGCGACACCGCGCUCCCACCACACCGCGCCUUCGGGUGCAGCCCGCGACCCCGGGGUAGAGGAACGGGUGGAAGACGACGUUGGGGGGUACGGACAUGGCGUCGGCGAGGUUCUAGUCGAUCUCGUUCAGGAUGUCCUUAGAGGGCCCGCGGAGGAUGCCGGUGAAAUCCUCGUGCAAUCACUCCUAACUCAAACGCGACAUACACCCCAUUGUCAUCAUUUCUGCAUACAACAAGGUCCCGAAGGUGCCCUCGAGAGCGUCAAACACAUUUCGAUACCCAUCGACGUCAACGACGACAUGCAGAUGGUCUCGCUGAUCAAGGGACCCAGUUCGUCAUGGGGUGUCAAUUGCCUCAAGAUGGCCGAUAUCAAGCGGUAUGCGCGGGCGGAGAAAAUCACUGGAGGCAAGAUCGAGCAGAGCAAGGUGUUGAAGGGCGUCGUGCUGAACAAGGACGCACCCGAAUAUGCGGAGGAGGAUCGAGAGGCCGAGAGUUGUGUUGUCGGACUGCCCGCUGGAGUACGAGAACUCAGACGAACAUGGUGUUUCGAUGGGGGCAGACUGGGCGAGGGCACAGGAGAUCGAGGAAGGGCAGGUCAAGGAGUUAUGCUACAAGAUACAAGUUCAAGAGAGUA